Molecule: messenger RNA, 2427 nt
Organism: Penicillium argentinense
Lineage: Eukaryota; Fungi; Ascomycota; Eurotiomycetes; Eurotiales; Aspergillaceae
Product: SLC26/SulP family anion transporter
Exons: 3
Coding region: 1-2427 (808 amino acids)
Biological process (GO): transmembrane transport
Cellular component (GO): membrane
Molecular function (GO): secondary active sulfate transmembrane transporter activity
Source: RefSeq, a predicted model, not a curated record
AUGUCGGAAGGUGCCUCUAACAAGUAUGGGCGGGCCCUGAAAAAGGCACUGGGGAUUGAGGACCAGGAGAAGAGCUAUUAUGUCGCGGGGGGUAAUGGAUUGCAUGCCUAUGUUGAUCCGGAUCCCACGACCGGCGAGUGGGUGCGCGCGCAUACCCCGACAGGAAAGCAGGUCGCCCGCUACUUCUACAACAUCUUUCCCUUCCUGCACUGGAUCGGGUACUACAACGUGCAGUGGUUUAUCGGAGAUUUGAUCGCCGGUAUCACUGUGGGUGCGGUCGUCGUGCCCCAGGGCAUGGCCUAUGCCGAACUCGCCAACCUGGAGCCCGAGUAUGGUCUCUACUCCUCCUUCAUGGGAGUCUUGAUCUAUUGGUUCUUUGCUACCUCCAAGGACAUCACCAUCGGCCCUGUCGCAGUUAUGUCCACCCUCGUCGGCACGAUCAUUAUCAACACGCGCCAAGAACACCCCGAGCUAGACCCUCCCGUCAUUGCCUCGGCGCUGGCUAUCAUUUGCGGAGCAAUCGUGGCCGCGCUAGGAUUCCUUCGUCUGGGUUUCAUUGUCGAUUUCAUCCCCCUGCCGGCUAUCACCGCGUUCAUGACCGGAUCCGCGAUCAAUAUCUGUGCUGGUCAGGUGAAGUCCCUCCUCGGAGAGACUGCUAAUUUCUCAACUCGCGGCGCGACCUACGAAAUGAUCAUCAACUCCCUGAAAAACCUUCCUACCACACAAAUGGAUGCCGCGAUGGGUCUCACAGCAUUGUUCGUACUUUAUGCUAUUCGUUGGGCUUGCAACUAUGGAGCGAGAAAACACCCGCAGAAGGCGAAGCUGUUCUUCUUCCUAUCUACCCUGCGUACGGCGUUCGUCAUUCUCUUCUACACCAUGAUCAGUGCCGCGGUCAACCUGCACCGUCGCGAUAACCCGGCGUUCAAGAUUCUGGAGACCGUGCCUCGUGGAUUCAGGCAUGCGAAGGUCCCCGAGCUGAACAAGGAGAUUAUCAGUUCAUUUGCGCAUGAGCUUCCUGCCGCAGUCAUCGUGCUGCUUAUUGAGCACAUUGCUAUCUCCAAGUCGUUCGGUCGAGUCAACAACUACACUAUCGACCCCUCCCAGGAGUUCAUCGCCAUCGGUAUCUCCAAUCUCCUUGGUCCCUUCCUGGGAGGAUACCCUGCGACCGGUUCGUUCUCGCGUACUGCUAUUAAAGCGAAGGCUGGUGUGCGAACUCCUCUUGCCGGUGUCAUAACUGCUCUUGUCGUACUUUUAGCCAUCUAUGCCCUGCCCGCUGUCUUCUUCUACAUCCCCAAAUCAUCACUGGCAGCUGUAAUCAUCCACGCCGUCGGUGAUCUCGUCACACCUCCCAGCGUGACCUAUCAAUUCUGGCGGGUAUCCCCCAUCGACGCUCUCAUCUUUCUGAUGGGUGUUAUCGUGAUCACCUUCACCACCAUCGAGAUCGGAAUCUACUGCACCAUCUGCGUUUCUCUCGCUGUGCUCCUCUUCCGUCUCGCAAAGGCCCGCGGCCAAUUUCUCGGUCAGGUCACCGUCCACUCGGUCAUUGGCGACCACCUUCUCGAUGAGGCAACAGGCCCCUACACCAGCAAGAACGCUCGCAAUGCCUACCUGCCAACCUCUCGCACUGACGGAUCAAACCCCAACGUCAAGAUCCAGCAACCAGCACCAGGGAUCUUCAUCUAUCGUCUCUCAGACGGUCUCAACUACCCCAACGCAAACCACUACACCGAUUACCUCGUCGACCACAUCUUCGCUACAACCCGAAGAGCCGACUUCGGACUCGACUCGAACCCCGGUGAUCGGCCCUGGAACGACCCGGGCCCAAGCAAGAAGGACAAAAAGGACCAAGAAGAGCUCUUGGCCCGACCAACUCUGCAAGCAAUCAUCCUUGACUGCGCCUCAGUCAACAACGUUGACGUAACCUGUGUUCAAACCCUCAUCGACGUCCGCAACCAACUUGACCGCUACGCAGCUCCUCACCGCGUCCAAUGGCACUUCGCGCACCUGAGCAAUCGCUGGGCUAAACGUGCUCUCGCAGCUGCAGGCUUCGGCUACCCGACCAGCGACCUCGUUGAUCCGAGCCGGAAGUGGAAGCCCAUCUUCAGCGUCGCGGAGAUGCAUGGCGAUCCUUCGGCGGUGCGCGAUCAGUUGAGCUCCAUUGAUGGGAAGGAUGUGGAGGCUGGAUUACAGAAGGAACCGUUUGCGGACUCUAUAGAGCAGACGCAGAACUUGAAGGAUUUUGAGUCGAAGUCCGUGGAUGAUAGUAUUAGCACCGAGUUGACGGCUGCUGAGCGCAUUCAGCGCAGGAAGGGUGCGGCCAAGGUGAUUAUUGAGGGGGUGGAUAGACCUUUCUUCCAUGUGGAUUUGACUACUGCGUUGGAGAGUGCGAUGUCUUAUACGGAUUCUAAAGCGCCUUCGUUGAAUUAG